Messenger RNA from Eublepharis macularius, 2150 nucleotides. It is a transcript of the gene DYRK3, whose product is annotated as dual specificity tyrosine phosphorylation regulated kinase 3. The transcript is spliced from 3 exons. The record is from RefSeq and is a predicted model, not a curated record. NCBI's taxonomy places the organism in Eukaryota, Metazoa, Chordata, Lepidosauria, Squamata, Eublepharidae. Gene Ontology annotation, biological process: positive regulation of cell cycle G2/M phase transition; cytoplasmic stress granule disassembly; peptidyl-threonine phosphorylation. Gene Ontology annotation, cellular component: nucleus. Gene Ontology annotation, molecular function: ATP binding; protein serine/threonine/tyrosine kinase activity; protein serine/threonine kinase activity. The coding region runs from base 63 to 1826 and encodes 587 amino acids.
GGCGCUCCGCCAGCAGGAGCCGAAGUGGGGGGUGGGAGUGCCGCACGGGCCUGGGCAGGGUGAUGGGGCGCCGGGUCCGCGGGCUUCUCCCCCGCCGCCAUGAUGCUACUGAGCAGGAAGCCGGAGGGGCCUCUCACGGCAGGUUUGGAGAUGGCUUGUACGAUUCCUAUAUGAGAAUAGAUCAAAUGAGGUAUUCUGAUCCUACAAGUGAAGACUGCAGCCCUUCUGGACUUCCUUCACUGGUGAGACCUACUGUGACGGGUAACAAAGUCACAAUGAAAGAUCAUCUUUUGACUGGGAGCCAAGUCAAAGUUGAGCAGUUAUUUGAAGACCCUGGCAAUCGAAGGAGCAGUACCCUCCAGUCAUCUGGAAUAAAUGGCUCUGAGAGGUCCUUUCCCACUCCGGCAAAAGAGAAAAGCAUAGACAACAUAAGUACCACCAAAAAUAGUGGGAGCUCAUCUAAAGCACAGAAAACUGGUGGUCAGUCUCCAGAUCAAGUGCUGAAGCAAUACAAACACCAGUUAACAGCCUAUGAGCAGCAAGAGAUAUAUAACUUUUCUGACAUUUAUUUUGUGGGUCCAAAUGCAAAGAAGAGGCAAGGAGUCAUUGGUGGCCCCAGCAAUGGUGGCUAUGAUGAUGAACAAGGCAGCUAUAUUCAUGUGCCUCAUGACCAUCUAGCCUAUCGAUAUGAAGUACUUAAAAUAAUUGGAAAAGGCAGUUUUGGCCAAGUAGCUAAAGUUUAUGACCACAAGCACCACCAGCAUUUGGCCUUAAAAAUGGUACGAAACGAGAAGAGAUUUCAUCGCCAAGCAGCAGAAGAAAUCCGGAUCUUGGAGCAUCUUAAAAAACAGGAUAAAACUGGCAGCAUGAAUGUUAUCCACAUGCUGGAGAGUUUUACCUUUCGGAAUCACAUAUGUAUGACUUUUGAGCUCUUGAGCAUGAACCUGUAUGAGCUGAUUAAAAGAAACAAGUUUCAAGGCUUCAGUGUACAACUUGUGCGCAAGUUUGCCCACUCCAUACUGCAGUGUUUGGAGGGUCUUUAUAAAAACAAAAUAAUACACUGUGAUCUGAAGCCUGAGAAUAUUCUUCUAAAGCAGCAAGGGCGAAGUGGAAUCAAAGUGAUUGAUUUUGGGUCAAGCUGUUUUGAGCACCAAAGAGUCUAUACUUAUAUCCAGUCUCGAUUCUACAGAGCCCCUGAAGUCAUUCUGGGAAGCCGUUAUGGGAUGCCCAUAGACAUGUGGAGUUUUGGCUGUAUUCUGGUGGAACUGUUGACUGGUUACCCUCUCUUUCCUGGAGAAGAUGAGGGUGACCAGCUAGCUUGUAUGAUGGAGCUCCUUGGAAUGCCACCACAGAAGCUGCUGGAUGCGUCCAAACGAGCCAAGAACUUCAUAAACUCAAAAGGUCAUCCUCGCUAUUGCACUGUAACAACACAGUCAGAUGGAAAAAUGACCCUCAGUGGUGGCAGAUCACGUAGAGGGAAAAUGCGUGGUGCUCCUGGCAACAAGGACUGGGUCACAGCAUUAAAAGGCUGUGAUGAUGCUUUGUUUAUAGAAUUCUUAAAAGAAUGUCUUAACUGGGAUCCUUCUGCACGAAUGACUCCUACCCAAGCUUUAAGACAUCCUUGGAUCUGUAAACGAAUACCAAAACCACCCAGCAUGGAUAAAACACCAGGCAAACGGAUUGCUCAUUAUACAAGCUCUUUCACAGGGAUAGGUUCCAGAUUACCCCCAGUUGUUGGGGUGGCCAACAAGCUGAGAGCUAAUCUAAUGUCUGACUCAAAUGCCAGUAUACCUCUAUGUACUGUGCUACCAAAACUGGUCAGCUAAUAGAAAGUUAUGUAUUCCCAGAAUACACACCCUGUGUUUUUAAUUAUCUCUUUGAAACCUAUAAAAUGACUAAAUGCAGAGGUCUUUAAAAAAAGAUUUAAUUUUUACUGAACACUGAAUCUUGUAUAGAAACUGAAUCAAAACACAAGCAUUUUAUUUUAAGGGCUAUGAUUGUUUUAUCAAGUUGUUUCAGCUGGAAUGUGGUGCUUGUUACGUCACUUUUGGUAGGUCAGCACAUUUGCUUAUUUGAUGAGGUUACGCUUUGUGUAACGGAUGGAUUUUAUAGUGCUGUUGUAAUAAAACUCAAAACCCACUUAUCAUGUG